Messenger RNA from Phanerochaete carnosa HHB-10118-sp, 4181 nucleotides. RefSeq lists its product as uncharacterized. The record is from RefSeq and is a predicted model, not a curated record. Gene Ontology annotation, biological process: DNA repair; mitotic sister chromatid cohesion. Bases 96 to 3827 code for a protein of 1243 amino acids. The transcript has 18 exons. NCBI's taxonomy places the organism in Eukaryota, Fungi, Basidiomycota, Agaricomycetes, Polyporales, Phanerochaetaceae. Gene Ontology annotation, cellular component: nucleus; chromatin.
CGCGUCUACCACCACCUCCUGGGCCACUGCGGCCCAAGCUUACCCUCUCAAGUCUCUAAUACCUAGCUUGUCUGAGCCGAUAUAUUUCCAGAGAAAUGGUUGCCCAGACGAGGACAGCCGGGCAGCCGUCACCCAAGAAACUCAAGUUUCACGACAAGCUUACCACCAAGAACUCCACGACCGAUGCCCUACAGAAGAAACUCAAGGCCCUCCACACAGAGCUUGCGGCGAUGGACCAAGAGACCGUCGACACUGGUUCUUUCUCAGGUGUGCGUAAGGAGCUCGUGAAUACCUCGAUACUCCUGCACAAGGACCGCGGCGUAAAGGCCUAUGCCGCUUGCUGCCUCGCCGAUCUGCUCAGACUCUACGCGCCCGACGCACCCUAUACCCGUGACGAACUUCGCGACAUCUUUUCUUUCUUCUUCAGGCAGCUCUCGACGGGUCUUAAAGGCCCCGACUCGCCGUACUACAACGAGUACUAUCACCUUCUCGAGUCGCUCUCGACUGUCAAGAGUGUCGUGCUCGUCUGUGACCUGCCUAAUGCCGAGGAUCUCAUGACCGAGAUCUUUCGUAGCUUCUUUGGAACCGUCCGCAUGAACUUGGCGAAGAAGAUUGAGCUUUUCAUGUCUGAUAUCCUCGUCGCCCUCAUCGACGAGUGUCAGAGUUUGCCUGCAGAGGUGCUGGAAGUUAUUAUGGCGCAGUUCAUGGACAAGAGUGCGCGCAUGGAGCAACCCGCCUACCGCCUCGCUGUGAAAGUCUGCACCGACACCGCAGACAAGCUGCAGCGGCACGUCUGCCAGUACUUCACCGACAUUAUUGUCGAGCAUUCACGUGAUGAAGAUUAUGAAGAGAUGCAGACCGCGCACAAUCUCAUUAAGCGAUUGAACAGCGCAUGCCAAGCGCUGUUGCACAACGUCGUUCCUCAGCUAGAAGAAGAACUCCGCGUGCAAGAGAAUCAGAUUCGCGUUAUGGCGACUCAGACACUUGGCGAGAUGUUUGCGGACAAGGGCGGUGGCGACCUCGUUCGGAAGUACCCGUCCACCUGGAGCGCGUGGCUUGCGCGCAAGAACGACCAAGCUGUCGUUAUCCGUCAGGCAUUUGUGGAGACUGCCAAGGGUGUGCUCGUGACCAUGACUCUGCCGGAACCAAGGCAACAAGUUGGAGACGCACUGCAAGGCAAGCUCCUCGACCCAGACGACAAAAUACGGUCAGCGGUUUGCCGGUUGUACUUCCAGCUGGACUACGAAACCGCCCUACAUCAUGUAUCAACGGAACAACUUAAGUCGGUUGCAUCUCGAGGCAUUGAUCGUAAACCGUCUGUCCAGGUGGAAGCCAUGAAGGCUAUCGCAAGACUGUAUACUUUAGCAUACCCUGAGAUUGAGAAUAACGACGCAGCCGCUAUCGAGCAUUUCUCGUGGAUACCCCAGUCCAUCUUGCACAUGGCAAAGACGUCUCUCGAAAUUAAGGCGCUAGCAGAACAAGUCAUCGCUGAUUAUAUCCUUCCUCUUCCUGCUGCGUCCUCUUCAACAGGCAAGACAUCUGAAAUCGACGAAGUUGCUUGGACGGAUAGGCUGCUGACAACAAUGAAAUAUCUGGAUCCAAUAGCGGUCAAUACGCUACUUAGUUUGUCCGGACUGAAAAUGCCGCGACCCACAGCAUAUGAGCAUUACAUUGAGUCUUGUAUAGCUAAUAACGGUGGCAUCAUCGAUGAGGGCGAAGACAAGAUCAUUGCUCAACUCGACCAGGACAUCAAACGCGUCGCGGCUAUGCUCCCUGAUCCACAGAAAGCGAUCGAAGACUUGCAAGCGUUUGCAACGCUGAACGAAGGUCGACUUUACAAGCUGUCCAAAACCUGUAUGGAUGUGCAGACAGACAUCAAAACACUUGUGAAAUCCCAGGCUGAGUUCACCAAACGCCUCGACCAGUCCUCUUCCAGUUUGGUGCAGACAAUGACGACUUUACUCCGGCGUGCGAGCUUACACCUCGUAAAUCAAUCCUCGGUACCGGUUCUUCUUCAGCGUAUCGCACGCGGGACAGAUACCGAUGGGACCCUCACUGACACCGCUCAAAGUGCACGGACGUGGCUGGUCUUCGUUGCCAAGCAUCAGCCCGCGUUAUUCAAGCACCACGUCGGCGAGCUCGUCAAGGCGAGCGCGGACGAGCGCAAGCCGGUACUUAUCGAGACGGCGCUCCAUGCACUAUCCGCAGUAUCGAAAUGGGACGCGAAGGCAGCGCCAAGCGAUAAGCGGACGCUCGAGCGGCUACAGCAUUUCGUCAUGGACGCGAAUCACCAGCAUGCCAAGUUUGCGGCGCGAAUACUAACAUGCGUGCCCGGCAAGGAUGAAAUAUGUUCUGCCAUCCUCGAUCAAAUUGCCGAGGGACUGUCGGAAGCGGACCCUGAGUUACUCGCCGCACACGUGGUAGUACUGGCGCAGCUUGCAACUCGCGUGCCUGAUGCAUUCGAAGAGCGCAGCGAAGUGAUCACGUCGUACCUUCUGAAGCAUGUUAUCAUGGUCCCCAUGUCUGCCGAUCAGGAUGUGAUGUACACAGAUGAAGAGUGGGUUGAAGACGCGUACGUCUGGCCGGAGCUACGCGCACGGGUCGCUGCGCUCAAAGUGUUUCGUAACCGCCUGCUUGCACGUGCCGAGAGUCAGGAAGCGAAGGAGCUCGCGAAACCCGCUCUGAAGAUGUUCCUCACCAUCCUCGAAAAUCAGGGAUCUGUCAGGCUUGGACUAGAUGACGACCCGCGAGCGAAGUCUCGGGUGCGCCUGCAGGCCGCAAUCAGCCUGCUGCGUAUGGCCACCGUCAAGGACUUUGCGGAGUCUAUUGCGCCAAACUUCGUGGUACUCGCCUUGGUAGUUCAGGACGCGUGCUACCAGGUGCGCAUCACGUUCGUCAACAAGCUUGUUGGUCUCCUCACAGCAAUGCGCCUGCCGCCGACCUACAACGUCGUGCCAUUCUUGAGUGUGCAUGACCCAGAGAAAGAUGUCGUAGACAUGUGCCAGGCAUAUGUUCAGCAUGCAGUGAGAAUGAUGCCAAAGCAGCUGCGGUUGCAAUAUUUUGAGAUGAUGUUCGUCCGGCUUUUGCAUUCGUUGGCGCACCACCCAGAUUACGCCCUUAACGAAGAGGCAGUUCAGGAUAUCGCAAAAUACAUCGAACUAUACCUCGAUAUGAUCUGCACUUCAGAAAAUCUGUCGCUCCUCUAUCACCUCACUUCGCGGCUAAAAAUGGUCCGUGAUUCCGAAGGACACACCUUUAGCGAACAUUUGUACGCGCUCAGCGAGCUUGCCCAACGGCUUCUACGAGUGCGCGCAAAGCAACACAAUUGGCCACUCGACACUUUCCCUGGCAAGAUAUCUCUCCCUGGAGGGAUCUUUGCGAAGCUGCCCAGUCCAGAGGCAUGCCGCGAGAUCGUGCAGACGACGUAUCUACCCGAGAAUCUCCUCGGAUGGUUGGCGCAGCGUGAGAAUCGACAUGCGACUGCUGCAAAGGAGAAGCCGAAGGCGCAGCGUAAGGCACCCGUCAAGCGGAAAGCAGCCGAGCCGAAGGCAAAUGGGCAUGCCAAGAAACCGCGUACAAAAGCCAGGAAGCGGAAAGCGGAAAGUGAGGAAGAGGAAGAUUCUGAGUCUGAAGAGGAGGACGAGGACGAAGAUGAGGAUGAGGAGGAACCUCCGCGGAGCUCAGUUCAGCCAUCCGAACCUGAUGUGGAGGAGGAAGCAAAGGAGGAAAGGCUCGGACGAGGUGCUCGCACCCGUGCCAAGGCGAAAAUAAAGCAACAGAUUAGGAGGCCCACAAAGCCGAGAGCGCGAGCGGGCUCCGACGAUUGAGAUAUCGCUGAAUUUGUGCCUCUCAGCUGGCAAUGUUCUCUGGUCAUCUUAUUAGUCCCAUAUUUACUUCAUCUCCACCGGUGUGUCACUGUGCUGUCAUCAUCUUCUGUGUAAUUGCUGUCCAUAGCUGCGUUGCCAACAUUUGCACGUUCAGGAAUGUUUUAUUCUUCAGUAACUUCUGCACUGUGUGAAGCCCUCUGAUAUACCGCUUCACUAAUCGAGACUUAUACGACGCACUGCUCUCGUGUACUGUAGAAUAUGCGAUGUCAGGACCACGUACUUCGUAUCUGGAGCCACCACCCGAACUGCGCGAGUACAAUAAUCUGUGUCUUCCCUCUCGCCGUCUCUGUUCCC